This is a messenger RNA of Pipra filicauda (Wire-tailed manakin), 1174 nucleotides long. It is a transcript of the gene BSPRY, whose product is annotated as B-box and SPRY domain containing. Bases 1 to 1041 code for a protein of 346 amino acids. Gene Ontology annotation, molecular function: protein binding. The transcript is spliced from 6 exons. The record is from RefSeq and is a predicted model, not a curated record. NCBI's taxonomy places the organism in Eukaryota, Metazoa, Chordata, Aves, Passeriformes, Pipridae.
AUGGCCCGGCGGGGCGGGCCGGAGCGGCUGCGGGACGAGCUCGUGGACCGGUGCGAGCGGCUCCAGCUGCAGAGCGCGGCCAUCGCCCGGCACGUGGAUGAGGUGCUGCCUGCCAAGGACCAGGCUGUCCUGAACGCGGCCAGCGCGGCGCGGGAGCUGGUGAUCCAGAGGCUGCUCUUCGUGGGCAAGGCCUGCGAGAACGAGGAGCAGCGGCUGCUGGAGAGGGUGCACGCGGAGGAGGAGAGGGCACACCAGAGCAUCCUGACCCAGCAGGUGCACUGGACAGAGGCUCUGCAGAAGCUGGGAGCCCUCCGGACCUACCUGGUGGACAUGAUCACCAACCUGGAUGACCAGGGCCUGCUGCGCGCAGAACGAGAGAUCUUCGAGAGGACAGAGGUGGCGGAGGGAAUCUUGGAGCCACAGGAGUCCCUGAAGUUAAACUUUAAUCAGACGUGUGUUCAGAGUCCACUCCUGCACCGACUGUGGGCCUCUGCUGUGCUCUGCUGCCUCACAGGCUCACAGGAGAUUCACAUCGAUGAGAGAACCCUCAGCCCCCACCUCAGCCUGUCGGAGGACAAGAGAACGCUGACCUUCAGUCCCAAGAAAGCCAAGGUGGACUUGGACUGCCCGGAGCGGUUUGACCACUGGCCCAACGCCUUGGCCACUGCAGCUUUCCACUCUGGGCUGUGUGCCUGGAAGGUGGGCGUGGAGCAGAGCUGUGCCUACAAGCUGGGGGUUUGCUACAGCUCCGUGCCCAGGAAGGGCUCUGCCAACGAGGGCCGCCUGGGAUUCAACGCCGCCUCCUGGGUGUUCUCGCGCUACGACCGGGAAUUCCGGUUCCUGCACGCGGGGCAGCCCCAGCCCGUGGAGCUCAUCAAGGCCCCGGCCCAGAUCGGGGUGCUGGUUGACUUUGCGGGGGGAGAGGUGCUUUUCUACGACCCCGACUCCUGCACCAUCCUCUUCUCCCACAGGGAGACCUUCACGGAGCCCGUCUACCCCGUGUUCGCCGUGGCACACCAGAGCAUCUCCCUGGUCCAGUGAGCAGGGCCUGAGUGUGACUGUGUGUGCUCUGCACUGUGCCCUGGGGGGAAAGGAGCCCAGGCAGGGCUGUGGGCUGUGUACAGUGUUCAGACAACACCUGCUUUCACACUACAGCUGUUCUUCACGUGUUUUA